AUGCGUCGCCCCACGGGCUGCCCGCUGAGCCAGAUCUGCAUCCCCCCUCCCGCCGUCCUGGCGCGAAGCUUCCCCGUGGGAUCCAGCCUGGAUUCCUGCGGCACCGGCGGAAGCUUCCAGUGCCUCCCUCCCCGCGGGAUCCCCUGCUGCUACCCCGGCACCACCACCUAUGUCAGCCUGGGCGGCCUGGCCGCGGCCCAGGCCACCGGCUGCGCCAAUCCCUGCGGCCUGGUGGCCACCACGCGUGUCCCCCCAUGCUGCCAGGGCCUGGCCGGGGUCACCAGGACCUGCGGGAACCCCUGCUGCUGCUGCUGCCGGGUGACCGAGUACAGCACCACCAGGCGGGAUUGCUGCCAGGAGGUGGGCAAGAGCUCCACAGCCACCUGUCAGGACCCGUGUUGUCAGGAGGUCACCACGUGUGUCACCACCUGUCAGGACCCGUGUUGUCAGGAGGUCACCAAGUGUGUCACAACGUGCCAGGAUCCGUGUUGUCAGGAGGUCUCCAAGUGCACCACGACAUGCCAAGAUCCGUGUUGUAAGGAAGUCACCACGUGUGUCACCACGUGCCAAGAUCCAUGUUGUAAGGAGAUCACCACGUGUCAGAAUCCGUGUUGUCAGGAGAUCUCCAAGUGUGUCACCACGUGUCAAGAUCCGUGUUGUCAGGAGGUCUCCAAGUGUGUCACCACAUGUCAAGAUUCAUGUUGCAAGGAGGUCACCAAAUGCACCAGGACAUGUGUGGAGCCCUGCCGCAAGGAGGUCACCAAGUGUGUCACCACGUGUCAAGAUCCAUGUUGUAAGGAAGUCACCACAUGUGUCACCACAUGCCAAGAUCCAUGUUGUAAGGAGGUCACCAAGUGCCAAGAUCCAUGUUGUCAGGAGGUCACCAAGUGUGUCACCACGUGUCAAGAUCCAUGUUGUAAGGAAGUCACCACAUGUGUCACCACGUGCCAGGAUCCGUGUUGUCAGGAGGUCUCCAAGUGUGUCACCACGUGUCAGGAUCCGUGUUGUAAGGAGGUCACCACGUGUGUCACCACAUGCCAAGAUCCAUGUUGUAAGGAGGUCACCAAGUGCCAAGAUCCAUGUUGUCAGGAGGUCACCAAGUGUGUCACCACGUGUCAGGAUCCGUGUUGUCAGGAGGUCACCAAGUGUGUCACCACGUGUCAGGAUCCGUGUUGUAAGGAAGCCACCAAAUGCACCAGGACAUGUGUGGAUCCCUGCUGCCAGGAGGUCACCAAGUGUGUCACCACAUGCCAAGAUCCAUGUUGUAAGGAGGUCACCAAGUGUGUCACCACAUGCCAAGAUCCGUGUUGUAAGGAAGUGACCACGUGCCAAGAUCCGUGUUGUAAGGAAGUGACCACGUGCACCACCACGUGUGUGGACCCGUGUUGUAAGGAGGUCACCAAGCGUGUCACCACCUGCGUGGACCCCUGCUGCCAGGAGGUCUCCAAGUGCAUCACAACAUGUCAGGAUCCGUGUUGUAAGGAGGUCACCACGUGUGUCACCACGUGCCAGGACCCCUGCUGUCAGGAGGUCACCAAGCGUGUCACCACCUGUGUGGACCCGUGUUGUCAGGAAGUGUCCAAGUGUGUCACCACGUGCGUGGACCCCUGCUGUCAGGAGGUCACCAAGUAUGUCACCACGUGCGUGGACCCGUGCGGCAAGAAAGCCACCAGGGUCCUGACGCCGUGUUACGACCCCUGCUGCAAGAAGGUGACCAAGUGGAGCAGCCCGUGGGUGAUUCCGUGGUGCAAGAAAGGGGCCAAGUCCAGAUGUGGAGACCCCUGUUCCAAGAAGGGGAGCAAGUGCAGCUCCAGAUGUGUGGACCCGUGUUACAAGAAGGUCCCCAAGUGCCCCACCACGUGCCAGGAUCCGUGCUGCGUGACCAGGUGUGACCCCAGGUGUGUGGACCCGUGUUGUCAGGAGGUCACCAAGUGCAGAACCAGGUGUGUGGACCCGUGUUGUCAGGAGGUCACCAAGUGUGUCACCACGUGCCAGGAUCCCUGCUGUGCCACCAGGUGUGUCACUAGGUGUGUGGAUCCGUGUUCCAAGGAGGUCACCAAGUGUGUCACCACGUGCCAGGAUCCCUGCUGUGCCACCAGGUGUGCCACCAGGUGUGUGGACCCAUGUUGCCAGGAGGUCACCAAGUGUGUCACCAAGCGUGUGGAUCCGUGUUGCAAGGAGGUCACCAAGUGCACCACGACAUGCCAGGAUCCGUGUUGUGCCACCAGAUGUGUCACCAGCUGUGUCGAUCCCUGCUGCCAGGAGGUCACCAAGUGUGUCACCAAGUGUGUGGAUCCCUGUUGUGCCACCAGGUGUGUGGAUCCCUGCUGCCAGGAGGUCACCAAGUGCACCACGAUGUGCCAGGAUCCAUGUUGUGCCACCAGAUGUGCCACCAGCUGUGUCAAUCCCUGCUGCCAGGGAGCGACCACGUGCUGCCAGGGGGUGACCAGGUGUGUCACCACGUGCCAAGAUCCCUGCUGUGCCACCAGGUGUGUCACCCCGUGCCAAGACCCCUGCUGCCAGGGAGCGACCACGUGCUGCCAGGAUGUCACCAGAUACGCCACCAGGUGCCAGGACCCCUGCUGUGCCACCAGAUGUGUCACCACGUGCCAAGACCCCUGCUGCCAGGGAGUGACCACCUGCACCACCAUGUGCCAAGACCCCUGCUGCCAGGGAAUGACCACCUGUCCCACCCCGUGCCAAGACUCCUGCUGCCAGGGAAUGACCACGUGCUGCCAGGACGUCACCAGAUGUGCCACCAGGUGCCAAGACCCCUGCUGUGCCACCCCUCAGGGCUGCGGGGGCGUCCAGGUUGUCACCAGGUGCUCCGACUCCUGCUCCACCACCUGUGUCACCCAGACCUGCCCCAUCUGCGGCCAGCGCUGCCCUGUCUCCUGCUGCCCGAAAUUCCGGGCUCCCUGAGGGGAUCCCGCUCCCCUCGGGGGGUUUCCCCGUGGAAUCUCCAAGGGAAGAGUAAAUCCUCAAUUUUUCCUGGCGUUCUG
Cyanistes caeruleus (blue tit) is the source of this 3002-nucleotide messenger RNA. NCBI's taxonomy places the organism in Eukaryota, Metazoa, Chordata, Aves, Passeriformes, Paridae. The record is from RefSeq and is a predicted model, not a curated record.